UGUGGUCAUUUGUCAUUUUCACAUUUGUCAACAAAAUUGUAAGAAAAUUAUUCUAAAUGAACUGCAAAAAAGCUUAUUUAAUUAUUAAUUUCGAGUCUGAAUUAAUUUUAUAAACAAUUUAUUUAAAGUCUCUUCCUAUUUAUAGAGAUUUUUGUAUUCCUUAGUGACUUCCCGAUGAGUGGUUAACAUAAUGGGGUGUUUAACUUGGAUCAGAGGUUUUAAAAUGUCUAUUCCUUUCAAGGAUAAGGAACUAAACAAAAUUGCAGCAUUCUUCAAUGUUACUACCUUUCUUUUAACGUGUGCAGCACUGGUACAACCAAGUUGGUUUAGAAUUAAGGGUCUUCAUUGUACACAAAGUUUAUCAUUGGCUCAGUUUUUUACAUUUGAUGAAGAUGAUGAUGAUGAUAAUGAUGAAAAUCAAAUAAACAUACAUCAAAGUUCAGAAUUUGAUCCAUUAAACAAAUCAGAUUUCAAUGUAUUGCCACCAUGUACUACACCAGAAAUCAUUACACUCAUGAGAAUUCUCAUAUUACUUUGCUUCAUGGUGCUGCUUUGUUCAUGUAUUGGGGUCUUAAUCAACCUUACCAGUUUGAAUAGCAGAGCCAUCAAGAUGUUACGAAGAAAUGCAAUUCCCAGUAUCAUGUGUGUGUUCUGGGUUAUAGCUAUUGUAGGUGUUUGUUAUUAUACAACAGUAGUUUUGGGAAAUGAAAAUUACAGUGACCCCAAUUCAAUACAAGUUGAUUACGAGUAUGGAUUUUACACAAUAACUGGUGCAGGAGCUCUCGCCCUUUUGGCCUCGGCAGCCAAUCUGUGGGGUGCUCCAUUAUCUGGUGAUGAAGACAUACAAAGGCGAAAUCUAAUGGAAGACUGGGAUGGUUAUGAAGCUCACAGUGUGGGUCCAACGCCAGCUGUGCCAACUCUUCCACCUUACACACCAAGUGCAGACUAUGUGCCUACUGUUCAUACAACAUAUGCUCCACCAGUACUUGGUACUCAACAGUAUUUUCCUUUCGAUGAUCUUUCUAUCCUGCCUCCUCCACCGCCUUAUACUCCAUGAAUCUUGUAUAUUUCAAAGUCUCUUGUGUUCUAUAAUUUAUGUACUUUGAUCCAAACUCUUAGAAUUUUAGUGGUUAUUAUUUGUGUAUUAUAUUUAAGAUGUUUUUAAAUUAGAUAUAAUGUAUUAUUUAUAUUUAAUAAGGCUUGUGAAAGAAAAACGUGAAAAUAACAGUAUCUCUACUCCAUCACAAAUCAUUAGUUCAUUGAGUGCAAGUGUAACUGAUAAUAACAUUGUAGGUUCGUCAUAAUAUGUAUAUAUAAAAUAAUAGCCAAAUAUAUCAUUAAUAAAAUUAUGUUAGAUAUUAAUAAUUGCCUAAAAAUAAUAAAAAUAUAAUGAUCUGUUCUAUGUAUAUUGUGGUUGUGAGUUGAUCAUUAUUAUGACUUCACUGUUCACUUCAGUAUGUGAUUUGCCAUUUUAGUGCCUAUUCAUGUCGUAUUUCUCGAAAUGCUUUAAAAUUUUUAUAACAUUGAAAAUUAUUUUGUUGUGUAAAUUAGCCUAAUUAACUGUAAUGUGUUUAGAUUAAGGACCAAUUCUCAACUUGUACUUUUAAAUUACGUCAUGAAGAUCAGAGAUUCAGACCUACUUUAAAUAUUUUAUGCAAGUUAUUAAAUUUUGAAAUAGUUUAGUUUUUAAGGUAUAAUAAUAUUUCACUAUCAUCAUUGAUAUAUUCCACUUAGAAGUCUUUUCUUAUGAAUUCAGAAAAUUUAUUCAAUUAUUGCUUGUUGGAUGUUUAUUUUUACGCAUUGUCACUUAGAUAGAAUUGAUAAACUUAAAAAUAAUAUCAUUUAGGUCAAUUUUAUUUCAGGAUUUAAAUUAUAUAUGUAUUGACGAUAUUAAAUAAGAUGUUGGUAUAUAUACUGUCACAUUUAUAUUUUUAAUUAUGAAUUGUUCUGUUUGUAGUCGCCAAAUAAUAAGCAGAUUAAGACUCUGCGCUGAUGACUAUAUUAUUUUUAUUCAUCAGCUUUGAUUACAUAGAAUUACAUUAUAUGACGCACACAAUAUCUUUACAACUACGAAAAAUCGUAUCUUUGACGGACAGUGUUUCUUGUCUAUGUAUAUCCUUAUGAUCAAAAUGAUUGAUCUGUCGCCAAAUUGCCGAAUAAUUAAUAAAUAGCAAGAUCCUAACUUAUAUUUAGAUGCAGCUGGAUCCCAUAGAAAGUUGAUUGAUUGUGUAAAAAGUACAGUAUUUGAUGGCGAAUCAGUCAUUUUGAAAUAAAUACUACCAUUUUAAAUGCGAGAAAAAUGAUCUUUUUUAAAUAGAUUUAUCAACCUGUUGUUUUACUUCUUCGUCUAUUAUUUUUUACUUAAUUUAACAUCUGAUAAUAACAUUAUUUACUUACAAAUUUAUUUAAAUUAUAAAAUAUAUGUAUGUAAUUCUAAAAUUAAAAUUAGCUGUUAUUAUUAUUAGAAUUAUAGAGAUAACAAGAUCUGUUUCAUGUACCUAUUAGUAAAAUCAAGUAAUUUUCGAAUGAGCUUUUAGAAUUAGAUAGGUACUUAUCUCAAAUACAUGUUGAAAUAAAAUAUCAUAGUAGGUAUGAGUCUUAUUAAAAAUAAAGCCGGUAGCCUAUGAUGUAUAAUAUUCCAUGUUACCAAAAAUAUAAAAAUGUUAUUGUUCGUUAAUGUAUAGAUUUCUUCUAGCCGUAAGAAUAGUUAUUCCCGGUUGAUUAACUGGGAAGUUUAUUUUUACAUUAAAACUAAACAAAGUAAGAUUUUAUUUUUAUGUAAGACCAAUAUGCAAUACAUAUCUAUAAAUAAAAA
Messenger RNA from Galleria mellonella (greater wax moth), 2815 nucleotides. Its product is annotated as transmembrane protein 127-like. NCBI's taxonomy places the organism in Eukaryota, Metazoa, Arthropoda, Insecta, Lepidoptera, Pyralidae. The coding region runs from base 191 to 1057 and encodes 288 amino acids. Gene Ontology annotation, biological process: negative regulation of TOR signaling; negative regulation of cell population proliferation. The transcript has 4 exons. The record is from RefSeq and is a predicted model, not a curated record. Gene Ontology annotation, cellular component: membrane.